Messenger RNA from Parnassius mnemosyne (clouded apollo), 468 nucleotides. Lineage: Eukaryota; Metazoa; Arthropoda; Insecta; Lepidoptera; Papilionidae. The record is from the annotation of a GenBank genome assembly.
AUGGAUUUGCUUGUGAGCAUACUUCUGCUGUAUCUGAGUGCGGGAGUCCGCAGUGAAUCGUUACACGACACAAUUGAGGAACGCAGCAAUCGAGGUGUCUACGCCAGCAACUUCGUGGCGGAAUUUGAACCUAUCGGCUACGCCGCUGUAUCUUUACACCCAACGAUACCUGUCAUCCAUAUAAUAUCACCAUCCUUUAAAUACAACUUUGGCUCCCCGUACGACGAGGAGAUGAAACCAAAGCGCCACCACUAUGCCCGACUACCAGCUCAUUCUGCAUCACUAAUAGACACUCGUAUAACGAAGUUAUCGCCCUCGUCGUCAGAGAUGCAAGCACAAGAGAUAAUCUACGCACGGCCAAAUAAACGCGGCGGCUUCACAUACCGGCGACCGACAGCUGUGAGCCACCCGCCCGUCGAACCAAUCGUCAUACGCGUUCAAAAGUACAAAGUGGUACGCAACCGAUAA